UUAGCCAACGAACUUUGCGGUGGCUCACACCUCUAACCGUCACGCCCUUUAAAAAUUUUGGAGGGAACCCCGACAAAGAAGCAUCGUGUGUUUGUUUAUUAUUACAAGAAAACUCCUAUUUCUCAUUGAAAUAUUUAGUUGAAAUUGUAGAAAAAUGUAUCAGCCGCCCAUUAGUUCAUACUUCAAUGCCCGGAAGAGGUUGGCGAGUGAUUAUCUGUGUGCUCCCACGAGCAAGAAGCUCCUGCUUGCUCCCGGUGGUGACGCUAUCAAAGCCAAAGAGGCAAUAAAUGUGGAUAAAGUGCAAAAACCCAUUGAGGCGGUUGCGAAUGGAGAAAAGGCUGAAAAGGUGCUUCCUCCUAACCCAAAGCGUCAAAUUGUCGUUGCCCGGAAGAAGCGUUUGGUGGCAAAGGAAAAAUCAUGUGGCGCAGGGAGUGUUGUUCCGGGAGCCAAGGUGCCGGUGAUGUCUUCAGCAAACAGCCAAGAGAAUGUGGAGGAGAAGAAGGCAUCAAUGGAUCUCUCGAUCAAGGAGAUCCAGGAGAAGGUGAAGAAAAGCAAGAAGCUGACGGAUCUCAAGGAGCAACUGCUGAAGCUGCAGGAAAUGGAGAAGAAACGCCAGAUGCUUUUGCGUCAAAAUACAACCCCAACAAAAGUAGAAGCACCCAAAGAAGAGGGUCAGUCGCUGAAGAAAUUCAACAAACUCGACUUGGAGGUGUUGAGCCCAACAAAAGUCUUUAAAUCCCCACUAAAGAUGAAAAUUCCCACACCCGGAGAAGCUGCUCACAAACCCGAUACGACAUUGAUGAGUCCCCGGAAGGAUGCAGCACCGCGGAGUGCUCGAAAGGUGCUCUUCAGCCCACAGAAAGGUGAUGAAGGGCAAUCAGAGGCAUCCAGCAGUACUCCGGCGUAUGAGAAAUAUGCUUCCUUGGUGGAAAGUGGUCGUCCGGGGCUACAGCUGCCCUUCAAGUAUCGCCAACUGGUGGAAAUCUUCAAGAGUUGCGAUGCUGUGUGUGCCAUGUUCCACAAUCGCAAGGAAACCAUCACGUUCAAGAAGCUCAAACCAGCUGUUCAGCAACUCUGCCGGAAAACCUUCACUCCGGCGCAUUUGGCACAGAUUGAGACAAUCUUCCCGGGGGCGUACACAUUUCAUCAGUCCAAGACACGGAACUACGGCUCCACAUCGAAACAGGACUACUUUCAGCUAGUAAUUGAACCAAAGCCAGACCAUCUGUCGCCACAAAUUCUCAUUGAGAGACAAAAAACAUUCACCAGUGCCAUUGAGAUGCGUGUCCGGAGGCAGCACUAUACCUUCCUGCGAUCCCUUACGCCCCCCAUGGUGAUACCCAUGCAGAAGAUCACUCGGUGGCAUCCGGAAUUCGAUCUGGAGGCAUGCCCAGCGAUCCCUGAGGCCAAUCUUCCGCGUCCACCGAAUGAGGAGAAAUUCUCAUCAGCCCGGGAUGUUCUGUCAGCAGCGAAGAAUCUCUUUAACUGCAGCACAUCCAUGGAACGCACAACGGAACUCCUGGAGGCACGUCAAGCACUCCCGGAGCCCCAGAAGAAGGCGGAAACGGCGGUAUCGGACCUCCUGAAGCGUGUCCCGGCGAAAUUGGUGGAGAAAAUUCGUGCGAAGCAAGCUGCCAAAGCCCUGGAAGCCAUGACACGCCGUCCGAGUCAGGAUGAGGAAGCUGUGGCAUAUAGUCGUCUACCGGAACUUGCAAAGCACAUUCGAAAUAUCUUCAUGACGGAGAAAAAGUCCUGCCUCACGCUGGAGAUCGUCCUGGGGAAGAUCGCAAACAGCUACCGUGCAAAUCUCCCGGCACAUGUCAUUGAAUCCCUCAUUGGGGUACUGAGUCGGGAGGUGAAGGAGUGGUUGUCGAUUGAGGAGAUCCGAAAGGUGAAGUACGUGAAAUUGGCAAGGGGCAUCGACUUUUGGCAGCUGUCGCGCAAACUGGAACGCCUGGCGACCGAGAAGAGUGUCUGACCUCGUAAAGCAAUUCCCUGGAACGCAUUAUCACACGUUGUAAUUCACUUAAACGCGAGAUGGGCUCCCGAGUGGAACCACUCGCGAUGCUUUCUGAAUAAUAAAUUGAAAUUCUGUUGACAAA
This is a messenger RNA of Lutzomyia longipalpis, 2102 nucleotides long. RefSeq names its product DNA replication factor Cdt1 (gene dup). Gene Ontology annotation, molecular function: DNA polymerase binding; DNA binding. Gene Ontology annotation, cellular component: nucleus. Gene Ontology annotation, biological process: regulation of DNA-templated DNA replication initiation; DNA replication checkpoint signaling; mitotic cell cycle. Bases 155 to 1978 code for a protein of 607 amino acids. Lineage: Eukaryota; Metazoa; Arthropoda; Insecta; Diptera; Psychodidae. The transcript is spliced from 3 exons. The record is from RefSeq and is a predicted model, not a curated record.